AUGCUGCUGUGCUGACCCUUGGGAAAAGCUGCACAGCUGCUAGGUCGAACCUCGGGAUUUGGAGAUGGCGAGAAUGCAGUGCUCUCAGCUGUGUGGCUCAAUGGCAGGCUCGAGAUUGACCAGAGCCUUCAAGAGAGCUAGAGACGGACACAUCAGGGGUUUUCAGCCAGUUAGUUUGCUGCAGCUGCAGCUAGUAGGAUGGCGAGUCGGAGUCAGACGCUGACUAAGUUGCAGUUCGCUCUGCUCCUUUUACUCCAAUGGAGGCCAUGCGUUUCACAACUCACCAAUGCUGACGAAGUCGCCGCGCUGACGGCAAUAGGUGGAGGCUUCGGGUGGCCCAGCGCACUGGAGUCGUGGAAAUGGGCCGAUCCGUGCUCUGGCGGAGCGUUACCCGGAGCGACCGUGGGGGCAUCUGGCGGAUCAUGGCGGGGUGUCUCGUGCAGCACCGACUCCAAUCCGCGUCACGUGAUUGGCUUGUGGGGGUUCUUAUUUUCUACAAAUAUAUUCGCGAGUUAUUUUGGUCUCGCGCGGCUCACCUGACAGUGCUUCCGUAACAGGAAUAUAACCUACGCAGGCCUUCAGGGACCUCUCAGCAAGGCCGUGGGGGAUUUGGAUCAGCUUCAAUUCUUGGUGAUGUCUGGCAAUCAGAUUCAAGGAGGCAUGCCUGAUACCAUAACCCAGCUGAACAACCUUCGCCAUCUGGACCUCAGUAUGAAUCCACUUACCGGCGAAAUUCCCCAUGGAGUUCAGCAGCUCUCUGGCCUAAAUCAUUUGGACCUCUCUCAAUGUCAACUUCAAGGCACCAUGCCUCGCCUGGGCUACCUUACUGCACUCACCUCCAUAAAUCUGAGCGGCAACCAUUUGGCUGGUUCCCUGCGUGCCAAGAUUGGUGACAUCUCUGGCCUCGUCUUCAUGGACUUAACCUCCAACGGCCUGGAUGAGUCCAUUCCGGCAGAGAUUGGGAAGCUCAACCAGCUUCAAGUGCUGCAUCUGGGCAGCAACACGUUCGAUGGGACGCUGCCUGAGGAACUUGGCCAGCUGACCAACAUGAAAGAGCUAGUGCUGAGCUCGAAUCGUCUCUCUGGCACCCUCCCAGCAUCGCUGGGGAACUUGCCGCAGCUGCAGCUGCUGGACCUUCGUGAGAACCAGUUUCAGGGCACCAUACCCGCCUCCUACUUCCGCAUCCCAACGUUUUUGUGAGUGGGAUUGGUCAACGAGCCAUACGCGUG
Messenger RNA from Closterium sp. NIES-67, 1229 nucleotides. NCBI's taxonomy places the organism in Eukaryota, Viridiplantae, Streptophyta, Zygnematophyceae, Desmidiales, Closteriaceae. The record is from the annotation of a GenBank genome assembly.